Messenger RNA from Sarcophilus harrisii (Tasmanian devil), 885 nucleotides. RefSeq names its product cuticle collagen 13-like. The transcript is spliced from 4 exons. The record is from RefSeq and is a predicted model, not a curated record. The coding region runs from base 1 to 885 and encodes 294 amino acids. Lineage: Eukaryota; Metazoa; Chordata; Mammalia; Dasyuromorphia; Dasyuridae.
AUGGAAGAAAACAGAAGGAUUUUUAGCAGCGUGUCAGUUACCCGAAGAGGGGUCCCGCAGCCCCAGGAGCCGAUUUGGGGAAGCCGGGAGAGGGAAGGUGGGAUUGGUGGCAUCCGAGAGGGAUUUCGAGAGCACGAGGGUGCCUCGCCUGCCGAAGCCCCUUCGCACUUUGCCCGGGCAGCCGGGCUCUCUUUCAGCCGUCCCGGCGCGCAGGGGCGGGCGGAGGGCUCCGGGGCUGGAGUUUUGCAGCCCGGGGGGGCCACGCCAGCCGGCGGCAGCGCUUCGGAUGCUGAGCAGGACGGUGUGGGAAGUUUGCGAAACCUUAAGGGACCAGGGACGGACCUUGUUCUCCUCGGGGCUGCCAAGUAUCCGGGAGAAGAGAGCCUCCUCCUCCUCUUUCCCAGCCCGCGGGGAUCGGAGCGAAGACUAGGUGGGUGGGUGUUCCAGGGCGGGGAUGGGAGGGCUGCUGACAGCUUGGAAGUCUUCCCUCCGGGUCCGCCUGCCUGCCCACUCCCGGCUUCUCCCACCGGCCUCCAUCCUUUACAAACGGACGGAGCCGGGGGCGAGAACGGAGAGCGCCCACUGCGCACACGCGGGCGGGGGUCCCAGCCCUCUUCAGGAGCGGUUGCGUCAGGGAGGAAGCGACGGACCCCUCGGAGGUGGGGAAGGACGCGCGUGGGGGGGAGCGGGCCAGAGGAACGGAGCCCGCUGGCCGGGGCCGCAUCCGGGGCCGGGCCGCUCCCACGCAGGACGGGGGUGCGCCGUGGGGGCGGAGGCGCGUCCCGGAGCCCCGGCCCCCGGCGGCGGUUUCCGGGCGCGGUCCCCGGGGGCAGACUCUGCCGCUUCCAUUCCCGGCAGGGAGAAAAGGACACGGGCGGAGCUUGA